Molecule: messenger RNA, 20571 nt
Organism: Acanthochromis polyacanthus (spiny chromis)
Lineage: Eukaryota; Metazoa; Chordata; Actinopteri; Pomacentridae
Gene: slc6a13
Product: solute carrier family 6 member 13
Exons: 15
Coding region: 165-2027 (620 amino acids)
Biological process (GO): sodium ion transmembrane transport
Cellular component (GO): membrane
Source: RefSeq, a predicted model, not a curated record
CUCCAGAGAGGGGCAAAGCAGAGGGAAAAUCUCACUGUCGGCUGCAACAAAGUUUUCAGUUUCUCAGAUCUCCGCCCCUCCCCGGUAUAUAGUGAAACCUGAAACGGCAGUGGGCCUGUAUUUGAUGCCGCAGUCUCUUCUGGAAACUGCCAUUUCACAACAUUAUGAAAGGACACGGAGGUGACAUGGAGAACACAUCCAAGGUGGAACCCUCCAAUGGGCACAGCAGGCAUCUGGACAUCGUACCCAGUACAGAGAAGAAGAUGACAGAGAGGGAACAGUGGGGCAACAAGAUCGAGUUUGUUCUGUCAGUCGCUGGAGAAAUUAUCGGCCUAGGGAAUGUCUGGCGUUUCCCUUACCUUUGCUAUAAGAAUGGGGGAGGUGCCUUUUUUAUACCAUACCUCAUCUUCCUGUUUGCUUGUGGGAUCCCAGUCUUCGUCCUGGAGACGGCUCUGGGUCAGUACACCAGUGAGGGAGGCAUCACCUCCUGGAGGAAAAUCUGUCCACUGUUUGAAGGAGUCGGUUAUGCCACGCAAGUGAUUGUUGCUCUGCUGAACAUCUACUAUGUCAUCGUGUUAGCUUGGGCCAUCUUCUAUCUGUCCAACUCCUUCACCUGGGAUCUGCCCUGGGCAUCCUGCAACAACAGCUGGAACACAGAUUCCUGUAUGGCAUUUCAGAGAGGGAAUAGCUCCAUCAAUCACCAUGAGAAUGCCACCUCUCCUGUCAUUGAGUUCUGGGAGCGCAGAGUGCUGAGACUAUCCUCAGGUAUUGACCACAUUGGCUCUCUGAACUGGGAUCUGGUUAUCUGUCUAGCUGUUGCAUGGGCAAUCUGCUACUUCUGCAUCUGGAAAGGAGUCAAAUCCACUGGCAAGGUGGUUUACUUCACAGCCACCUUCCCUUACGUCAUGCUACUGAUCCUCCUGAUCAGAGGAGUCACCCUGCCAGGAGCCUCCAGGGGAAUCUACUUCUACCUUUACCCCGACUUGGGAAGGCUGUCUGACCCACAAGUAUGGAUGGAUGCUGGGACUCAGAUCUUCUUCUCCUAUGCCAUCUGCUUGGGCUGCCUCAUCGCUCUCGGGAGCUACAACAAAUAUAACAACAACUGCUACAGGGAUUGUCUGUCCCUCUGUUUCCUGAACAGUGGGACCAGUUUUAUCGCAGGUUUUGCCAUCUUCUCCAUCCUGGGCUUCAUGUCUUAUGAACAAAAUGUGCCCAUCUCAGAAGUAGCUGAAUCUGGUCCAGGCUUGGCUUUCAUAGCUUAUCCUCGGGCUGUGUCCAUGAUGCCCUUUUCCCCUCUGUGGGCCUGUUGCUUCUUCAUUAUGAUUGUCUUCCUGGGACUGGACAGUCAGUUUGUGUGCGUGGAGAGCCUGGUGACAGCCAUGGUGGACAUGUAUCCCUCCACUUUCCGCCGCAAAAACCGCAGGGAGCUCUUUAUCCUGGCUAUAGCUGUAGUAUCCUUCCUCAUGGGGUUCAUCAUGCUGACAGAGGGAGGCAUGUACGUCUUCCAGCUCUUUGACUACUACGCAGCCAGCGGGAUGUGUCUGCUUUUUGUGGCUGUAUUUGAGACAGUUUGCAUUGCCUGGGUUUAUGGUGCUGAUCGUUUCUAUGACAACAUAGAGGAUAUGAUUGGAUAUCGCCCCAGUCCUGUCAUCAAAUACUGCUGGCUUUUCUUCACCCCUGCAACAUGCCUCGGAACCUUUGCCUUCGCCUUGAUCAAGUACUCACCGCUGAAGUACAACAAUGAAUAUGUGUACCCAUGGUGGGGGAAUGGGAUUGGCUGGAUCCUGGCCCUGUCCUCCAUGCUUUGUAUCCCCUUGUGGGUGGCAGCGAAACUGUACUACACUUCAGGAACAUUGAGAGAACGCCUUGCUCUCUUGACCACUCCCUCCACUGACCUACCGAAGACGAAGCAGGAACAGAAGAGGCAGCUGGCCAUCUUCGCAGCAGACGGUAACAGCCUCCACCAGAAAGCGCCUGCCACUAAGGACGGCUACUUUCCUGUGGAUGAAAAGGAGUCUAACUGUUAGAGACCAGAGGACAGCUCUCUCUACACUGUAAACCCGGAUAAGUUCAGAAUACUCAAAAUAUUUGUGGAAACCGAUUACCUAAAUAUAUUUAAGUUGGCGAACUAGUAUUUUUAAGUCAAUAGUUAACCCCUUAAGCUUCAGUGUACCGCCGGCGGUACACCUACUAAUUUGCAUAGGAAUUUCAAGAAUGUCCGACGGCUGCAAACACGAUUAUACAAACACUAUACACCGAUGGAAAGCUUAGAUUCUCAUGAAUCCGCCGGUAUAAACCACUUUCAGAUGCGAUUACCACAGCGGGUGAGAAAAACAUUUGUCCGACAAAAACAAAUAUCCAUCCAUCCGUUCUCUAUACACGGCUUCAACGCACACAGGCGCGACUCACAUUUCCGGGUUUAUUAUUACACAAAAAAAAAAAGAUUCCACAAAAAACGGCCAUAAUCCAACCUUUUACAUCCAGAUGACACAAGCCAGUAAACUAUUUUAUCCAAAACAUGUCCUGAAGUCGGUAUAAAAUCCCCGAAUCGGUCAUUUUCAAGGAAAUGCACCUCGCGAUGCCCGUCCAAUAUUCCCUGUAUUUUUCGUAAUUUUUUUUAUUUAAAAAUAGAAUAUUAGCGAUUUUUUGUACUGAAAACGGCUGGAAUUGACUUUAGCUUAAAGGGUUAAGUAAAGAUUACAAUUUGCUCAAACUUAAAAAAUUCCAAUUUAUUAUUGUUGUAUUUAAGUUCAGUGUACCUAUAAUUGUUGUAUGCAGUUAAACUUUUGACUAAAAACUUAAAAAUGUUUUGUCCUUUCUUUGUCCAUUUUAAGUUUAUUGAACCUAAUUAUAUUAACAUAUGUAUCUUACUCCCAACUUAAUUAUUUUUGUUUACCUAAACUUGAAUUAUUAAAACUCCAAACUCAAAGACUACAAUUUUGCAGAGCAUAUGUUUCUUUUGAAUAGCCUCGAAAAAAACACAAAUCGUCAGCUGGUCAAUUCUUUGUUUUAUUUGUCAGUUUUUUUAGAACAUGUAAGCAAAACUGUGUUUUUUAAAACCCACAGCAAGACAACUGUUGAAUACUUAAAAUUUCAUUUGAACAUAUGAACUGUGGUAGUGGCUUUGUUUUCAUAGUGAGACUGUGCAAAUGUUUAUCUCUGUACAACACCAUAAGAAAGCUCACCACUGAUCGUUUCACUGCUUGAUUUGUAACAGCUCAAGUUCUCCAACACAUACAUAUUAAAAUGUACAUUUUUAACCAACACUAACUUCAAACUUCAAAUGUUUAUCUCUGUACAACACCAUAAGAAAGCUCACCACUGAUCGUUUCAAUGCUUGAUUUGUAACAGCUCAAGUUCUCCAACACAUACAUAUUAAAAUGUACAUUUUUAACCAACACUGUAACCUCAAACUUCAAAUAGAGAUAAUACAAACAUAAUACUUAAGUCAUAAUAUUUGAAACACUUCAGCAUUAACACAACUGUAUCGUAUCAAAAACAAAACAGUGCAGACAUGAGCACCUGAGGUAGCAGUGUUUCAUCAAACAGAAUCCAACUGCUGUAAAAGUUUUUUUUUCCUGCAACAAGUCAUAAAAAGUGCAAAGCUGUGGUGCUGAAGUUCUCCUACAAUCACUUGUUGGCACAAAGCCAACUCUUACUGGAGCAGGUCAUUUUUUAGACCAAGCAGGCGGGGUUUUAGUGGCUUACCAUCAUCAAGGCCCAUCACCACUUUUUGGAUGAAUGUAAAAGUAUUGGUGAGUUUGCAGGGGUAGGCCAAAUGCAGUGCAUACAUCAACCCAAAUAUCAGGGUAAAUGCAUCCGCGAACGUGGGGAUACUCAUCAUCAUCAUGCUGUCUUCCACCGCAAUGGAGAAGCUGUCCGGAGUGAAGGGGACCAUUUCUGAGGUGCUCUCAGUGACCGUCAUGACGAGGGCAACAGGAGUGUCUGUGAUGUCUGGCUCGUCCCUCUCCUCGGCCUAAAACAUGCAUAAAAUAAGGUUCACAUAUUUACUGAAAGGAACUAGAUAAAGGAUUUAUAUUAAAGAUCAUCUUUAGCUGUUGACUAAAAUGUACAGUUAAGGAUUUUCUGUUAAACUCAACAACUAGUACGCUACCCAAGGUAUAAUCCUUUUCAAAAUUUUAAGACCAGUUAAAAAACUGCAAGAAUUUAUAUUUUGCAUUGUUGAAUAUUAAAAGUAGAGCUUCAAAAUGCAAAAAGAAGAAAUGGGAGUCAGACAAAAAAUAUUUGAGUAAACAAUUUAUUGCAAACUUUUAAACUGAAAGAGGCUGUUCAUCAAAAGUUUAACCCUUUAAGCUUCAGUCAAUUCCAGCCGUUUUCAGUACAAAAAAAUCGCUAAUAUUCUAUUUUUAAAUAAAAAAAAUUACGAAAAAUACAGGGAAUAUUGGACGCACAUCGCGAGGUGCAUUUCCUUGAAAAUGACCGAUUCGGGGAUUUUAUACCAACUUCAGGACAUGUUUUGGACAAAAUAGUUUACUGGCUUGUGUUGUCUGGAUGUAAAAGGUUGGAUUAUGGCCGGUUUUUGUGGAAUCUUUUUUUCUGUGUGUAAUAAUAAACCCGGAAAUGUGAGUCGCGCUGUGUGCGUUGAAGCCGUGUAUAGAGAACGGAUGGAUGAAUAUUCGUUUUUGUCGGACAAAUGUGUUUUUCUCACCCGCUGUGGUAAUCACAUCUGAAAGUGGCUUAUACCGGCGGAUUCAUGUGAGUCUAAGCUUUCCAUCGGCGUAUAGUGUUUGUAUAAUCGUGUUUGCAGCCGUUGGACAUUCUUGAAAUUCCUAUGCAAAUUAGUAGGUGUACCGCCGGCGGUACACCUACGACGCACUGAAGCGUAAAGGGUUAAGACCACAGCCUUUAAAAGCCAAAAUCUUUGCAAAAAUGUGGAUUCAGUGUCAUUUUCUGUCAGGAAUUUACACUGUCAUGACCUCCUAAUGGCCAAGACAAAAAAAGCUUUCCCUCUUGGAAAGCAGGCGGAUUGUUGAGCUGCAUAAGCACGGCCUCUGUCAGUGCACCACUACUGCUGAGGUUUGAUGCAGGAAGACAGUCAAUUUAAACUUCUUGAAGAUCCUGAGGGUUAUGCAACAAAAAAGUCAAGUGGUAUACUCAAAAACAUUUCACCGGCUCUGAGCCAGAGGAUCCAAUUGGCUGUUACCCAAGACACGAGACGAUCAUCAGCCCAAUUUUAGAUUGUUACUGGUGCAGUCUGCAGUCCAAUAACCAUCAGACGGCAUCUGCCACAGAAGGCUGAAGAACAAAAAGGCCUCGACUCCUUACAUCACAAAAUUUCCCAUUUGGAGUUUGAACCAGAGCCCCAAACAUGGGAAACUGAAAGGGGGAAGAAAGUUUUAUUCUCUGAGGAGAAAAAAUGUGACCUUGAUAGUCCCGAUGGCGUCAAAGUUACUGUAAUGACCAGGAGAUCCACCUGAGAUGUUCUCUGCAGAGCAGUACACCAUCAUGACCUGGGCUGCUUUUUCCUUCAAUGGAACAAUGGAGCUUCAGGCUGUGCAGCGAUGUCAAACGACAGCUGGAUAAGUGGAGAUGUUGCAGGGGGCAUCCCUCUUGACCGAGGUACGACAACAUUUUCACCUCCCACACGAUACCGAUAUCACAGCCUUGAGCAUUGGCCGAUACUGACAUCCAUCUGAUAAAAUAUCAGCAGGAAUCAUACUUUUAUUAUUUUGUAGUACUGACUGUCAGAAAGGCUUGAUCAAGAGAGAUUAUCUAAACAGAAUAGUAGUCAGCAAUAGUAGGCAUGAGAAAAAAAUGACCCAUUUGUGAUUAACCAAUGGAUUAAAUAAAUUUUAACCUUAAACAAAAGAAUAUACUACAAUUAAAUAAAAAUAAAUUAGAAGACCCUGAAAAAUUAACACAAUAAAUCAAAUAAAAAAAACAUUUUUAAAUUGCAAAUGACCACUGUGAACCACAACUGAAAUUUUUUUUAAAAAUUGGAUGGACUGCUUGUAUCAGAGUGCAAAAUCCGAUAUUUGUUUUUUUGCUGAUAUCGGACUGACAUCCGGUAUCAGUAUUGGAUCGGGACACCCCUAGACUGAGGACCUUUGUCUGCUGUGGUAAUGACUGUUUUUGAACAGGAUGCUGUAGUUCACAAUGCCCACCUGGCAAAAGACUUUUUCCAGAGGAAUAACAUCACUCUUUUGAACCACCCUGCGUGUUUCCCUGAUCUUAAGUCCAACUGAGAACAUUUGGGGAUGGGGGUGAGGGAAGUUUACAGAAAUGGACAUCAAUUCCAGACAGUGGAUGUCGUCUGUGAAGCCAUUUUCACCACUUGGAGCAGUACUUCCACUAGCCUCCCAGAAACAUUGACAUCACGUAACACUUUUAUGAGGUGAUUAACAAGAAUGGUGCAGCUACUCAUUACCAAGCCAUUUUUUAAACAUUUUAUUUCUAUUUUAGGGGGUUUGCUUUUUUUAGCUAUGGUCUUAAACGUUUGAUCAGUUGAUGAACAGCCUAUUUCAGUUUAACCCUUUAAGCUUCAGUCAAUUCCAGCCGUUUUCAGUACAAAAAAAUCGCUAAUAUUGCAUUUUUAAAUAAAAAAAAUUACGAAAAAUACAGGGAAUAUUGGACGGGCAUCGCGAGGUGCAUUUCCUUGAAAAUGACCGAUUCAGGGAUUUUAUACCGACUUCAGGACAUGUUUUGGACAAAAUAGUUUACUGGCUUGUGUCGUCUGGAUGUAAAAGGUUGGAUUAUGGCCAUUUUUUGUGGAAUCUUUUUUUUGUGUGUAAUAAUAAACCCGGAAAUGUGAGUCGCGCUGUGUGCGUUGAAGCCGUGUAUAGAGAACGGAUGGAUGAAUAUUCGUUUUUGUCGGACAAAUGUGUUUUUCUCACCCGCUGUGGUAAUCGCAUCUGAAAGUGGUUUAUACCGGCGGAUUCAUGAGAAUCUAAGCUUUCCAUCGGCAUAUAGUGUUUGUAUAAUUGUGUUUGCAGCCGUCGGACAUUCUUGAAAUUCCUAUGCAAAUUAGUAGGUGUACCGCCGGUGGUACACUGAAGCUUAAGGGGUUAAUGGUUGUUUGCAAUCAAUUGCUUUCUCAAAUAUUUUCUGUCCCACUCCCAUUUCUUCUUUUUGCAUUUUGAAACUCUACUUAGAACAUUCUUAAAAGUGCAAAACGUAAAUGUUUGCAAUUUUUCAACUGGUCUUAAAAUUUUGAUCAGGAGCGUAUAUGAAUGCUACUUUCAAAAUGGCUUCCAGAGUACCUCAUUAACUAACCAGUCUGAAACCAUUUUUUUACAUGGCUUAUUAAAUGAUACUUUGUAAAAUCAUUAAAAGAAGAUGAUCAAUGACAAUGUUAGGAGUAUAACAUAACUGGAUUGUUCACAUUUUAUUAUAGAUUAGUUUAUUCCUGUGAGCCUAUUAAUAUGGUUUACUUACAUUCCAAGUUUUGUAGAAAUCUGGGUCACCUUCACACAGGUAGGCAGAAAGGGCCCAAAGAGCUGUGGUGCGUUUGAUGUCAAUAUCCGGUAUUUGCUGGAAGGACAAGACAAAAAAUUGCACUAAGUACACAUCCUGAUCCACUGGAUUUCUGUAUAUUAUACCGUACUGCAUAUUCCACUACAGUGUAGGAUUGGCCUUCUAUGUGCCAAAGCCGUGACAGAAACAGAAAUAGUGAAAUUAAGUCUUUUCUAUUCUUUGCGGAUCUUGAACUAGACCAAUUUGAUAUAUAACUUACCUGAUCAUACAGCUGUAAGAUGUUGCGCAGCGCUUCAGAAACCUUGCCAGUGCGUCCUGCUUUCUGUCUGUAUAUUGCCAGAAGUCGUGGUAUAUGCCGGUCAAGCUCUGAAUGAAACUGGUUCCGAAGGUUUAUGUUUGUGAGUCUAUGGAAUUCAGCAUAAACCUUGAGGACAAAAAAACAACAACAUAAGAUCAUAAAGAGUGCGGAGCAUAAAGAGUGUGGAGACCAACAUUAGAUAUGCCAUUAGAAUUUUUUAUGAUUUUUCUAGGCUUUUUCAAACAACAACUCUAGAUUAAAUAUAAUCAUCCUGAAUGUAAUACUGUUAUGAUUACAGAACAAUGGCAAAUGCUUUGGGGUCCCUAAUGAAAACAAAAACAAAAUCAGGAUUGACAAGUAGGGCAAAAACCAUAAAAAAGGCAAAUUGAUUUACCUGAGCUUCCAUCUGAAGGGCUGGCCAUCUCUCCAUGAUGUCCUUUACUGGUGGAUCUUCCUGGACAAUCUCCCGACGACGAAGGGAAAAGGUUGUCUGCAUCAACUUUUCGAUUAGAAUUUUGUUCUUCUCACUCUUUGCCAUUUCUUGCACAAUCUGCAGUCUCAUUUCUUCCAGACUAGCCUGGUUUUCUCCGCGAGGCAAGUCUGGAAGGUAGUUCACUUCUGCUCGUCUGGCUCUUUUUAUGUUGCAGUGGGGACUCUUUUUAUCAGGGUUGUUCCUGCUUUUUUUGCCUGUGUUGACAGACACCUCCACACAUCCUGAUCUGGCUAACUUGGUGCGGUAAUUUUCCAUCUUAAACUUCAGGCUUACCUUCCAACCAUACCAUCCACUCACACUUCCAUGCUCUUUAAGACAUGGAUGUGUUCUGACAAGAGCUUCAGCUGCUGCACCAACAUCUCCGUCACUGGGAUAGGCUUUGUAGACGUGCAUUGCUGCAGCCAUUGUCUCCAAUAUGUUGUGCUUCUGGGCCCUGUUUAAUUUCACGGUCUUUCCAGAUCUCUCGAAUGCAUUAUUUCCCUCUGCAAGGACAUGCUCCACUUCAUAGGAAAAGGUAGGCACAGGGAAAACAUCAGGCCAAGUCUUCAGGCGGUGGCUUACAGGCACAUGAGGAAGGAUGUCUGUGUCAGAACUUGCACAGGAGCUGGUGUCACUCUCUGAUCUGACAACUCUUAAUGUUGCCUUUUCUGGUAGCUCUCCAAUAUCAACCAGACAGCCGAGCUGGCCGUCAAAGUCAGGAUCCUCGUACUGUAGUGUGAACUCAAAGUCCAGUCUUUCCUUGACUUUCUCUCUCAGAAGGUUUUUGAGCUCAUCCACAGAUUCUGGCCUUUCAGACAGGGUUACUUUCACAGCAACAUCAGUAGAAAGGUAAACACGUAGCAGGAAUCUGUUGGCUGCUGACAUCAUCUGGGGUUUAAAUCCAUGAAAGAGUCGAGAGAGAGAGAGAGAGAGAAAAAAUUUACAUGUAAUCAGUGCAUAUAGUAACUGCAACAACUUGGUAUUGAACUUUACACAUCUGCAGGUCUUAACUGUGUAAUUUUAAAGUCACAAACAAUGUAAUAAUUUGGUCUUGACAAAUGCAUUGGGUGCACAAGUCUGGAAUGUGGUCAUGGAAUCUGAACUAUCAAGACUGGUUUCAAUGCAGCAGUAUGAAUCGUUUUGGUGUCAACAGCAAUUUUCCUGCAACACUGUAGGCAAAGAGGGGUGAGGUGUCAUUGAGCUCAGACAGAGUAUGGACAGUUAUGGUCCCUGGGAAAAGUUCAUAUGAUCUUAGGUGUUCAAUGUAGCAUGAUUUAUGUGCUUGGCAAAGCAAUGUUACAUCAUUAUUUACAAGGAGGAUCUGUUCAAUUUUGCUGAACUGUGGAAGUCCUCCCUCCUGUCCAACAGAAACAAACAUGCCAGUGUUGUAUGUUGUACCAUUAAUAACAACUUUGGUUGUGCUAUAAAUCACGCUGCUUUCUGUUUUUUGUUUGAUAUGUUCUUUAGCAACCUCAGGGAGUAGUGCAACACUGACAGAGGAUACAUUUGUCGUCUGCUGAUGGGGUUUAAAGAAUGAAGGUGCGCUGAGGUAGUAUGCCACCAUAUGCUGAUGCCUUGUUGCCAGUGUUUUCAACACAUUUUUAAAGUUCUUUGUGUCUUGUACCACACGCUUGAAAAAGCAAUGUUUGCCCUCAAAUCUCAUGGUCCAAAGAUGGACAAGAGGACCAAAACAGUGAAUAAGAUGUGGAUAGUGUUCGAUAAAAUGAUGCUUGGGGCGCAGUCUGAACUCAGGAAAGACCUCCAAAAGCAUUUGUCUGUGAUCCUGUAUUUUUGUCUGGAGAUACUGGAUGGAUUCAUCAUUGAAUGCAGGAGAGAGCACCAGCUCCACAAUCUCUUUCAAAUCCAUCAGUAUAGUCCAAGCAUUAUCUCCCUCAGGAACUGUAUUACCUAUUAGCAAUGGAAGUAGUCUUAACAAUGUGCCAUUCUCAUGGCCAUUACCACCAAUGGUCUUCUUUGCAGCAAAGUUCUUUGAGAUCGGUUUUGGUUUGUCAGUCUUGUCUGCAUGUUGGUAUGGAAAUGACAAAAUCUUUCUGUUUAAAUGGUCAAGUGUAAAAUACUUGAGUCGAAUCAUCUCCUGGAUACACAGUGCCAACUCCACGGGUACAAUGCCCUCAAACAGAUCGUGGAGGACAUCAGGUGGAAAACCAGUGAUGGUAUGAAAAUACUGCAAACUCUGUCUUAGGAUACACUCUCCUUUGACACCAAACUGACUUUCCACAUUGCCCUGAAGAACAUUUUGCACAUUACUGUCAUGACCAGCUUUUGUUCUCAAACUAAAUUCACCAUCCUCAACAUUAUGAGACUGAAUCAAGUCUCUUGUAGCAUUGCAAAAUCUACAAAUAUAACCUGAACUGAAGGACUGUGCAAAGCCUGCUAACGCAUGAGCUGCCAAGUUAUCAGAAACAACACAAAAGACAGUAACCCGAACUGACUUGACAAGACACUCAAUAAAUACACCAUCUUGUUCAAGAGUGUGCAAGUCUUGUAUCAAAGGACCAAGUGCUCUUUCAUAGCCACACUUCUGAAGAUCAGGUACCUUGCAUUGUGCUGCAAGCUGAAUCACAUGCAAUGCUGAUCGAUAUUUACAUGGUAGAUCGGCAAACACCCAAUAUAACGAGCAUAGUUUGUGUAUUUUUCUUGAAGUGCCCAGAGGAUUUGCAAUUUCAGUGUCAUCAAUGUACAAAAUUAAUGGCAAUGAAAGCGCUGGAGAAUUCAACAAACUAUUUUCUUGGAAAAAUGAGCCAUCAUGAUGGCUCUCAAACUGGCCUUUUUCCGAGAGCUUAGUUUCCUUGAUUUUGUCAACGAUGUCAGUAUGUUUAAACAUUUCCUGGAUCAUCUGUAGUAUCGGGACAUAAACUACUUUGCACCCAGGCUGUACCUCAUACUGCACUGGCAUUACCACAGGGAAGUUUUUUCAACAAAAGUCUUCCUGCGUUUUCUUGUGGACAACUCCUGCCCCUUUGCAGUGCUACUUGCAAAUAUAUUGGAAUCCCUAACAGAGUUCACCAAAUCAUUUAACAUGGCUACAGUAGGAGAGAUUUGAUAACUCUGUAGUACCUCUUGAAUACUUUCUUUUACAAGAGGCUGUGACAAGAUAAAUAUCUCAGUCAAAUGAUCAACAAUCUCCUGAGUUGCAACGUCAGACACAUGAAGUACAGUUUGCAUUUUGAGGAACAAGGAGGCCAAGUUAUGGUGUAACUGGGCUCUUAACUGGUUUGUAUCACAUGGAGUGUCAGCCUCAAAAAAUGUUAAUGUGUCUUCAUGCUGACUCUCUAAAGGAUCCUCAUCACUGGGGCCAGGAGUGCCCAUGACAGGGGGUCUACCCUUUUCUAUUGACACAAUGUCAUCACAAAAAUCUAAGCUACCUGCAUGUGCCCUACUUUUGUGUGCAUUAAAGGAUGAAUAGACAUUUGUUUGGUAGCUACAGUUUUUAAAUGGGCAUUUAACAUUUUCAUGUUUUUUAAGUGUCCCCUUAAAUGACUGAACAGUGUCGCUUCAGAGAAGGGUUGUUUAGAGUUACAUAAGUGACAGGUAAAAAAGGAACGUCCAACAUGUAAUUCUUCACUAGCACUUGUGCUACAUGUGUCUUUGUGAGCUCGUGACAGGUGUAUUUUCAAAGCAUUGAAUGACAGAAAUGUGCAAAUGCAAGACUCAUACAGACAUGGCAAAGGACUAAUACUUGAGUAGAGGCUAUGCUUCAAAUGGUAGUGCCUGAAUAACUGUGCUCUGGUGUCUGAAGAGACCGCACACAAGCUGCACUUCCACUCCAUCAUCUGAAUCUUAUCAUUUCACUUCAAAUACAGAUUCAGUUUGACAAUAACUUUCAACUAAUUCUUUAAUCCAGCUUGAUUUAAAACAUUGGAUGAAAAAAAAAAUCUUAGUCUUCCUAUGUGAAUUUUAUGUCUAGACUACUGCUUGGAUUACCAUAAAAGGUCAGCGUUUCCCAGUGCUGCCAAUUAUUUGUUUCUGUGGGGAAAAAAAAGAUAGAAUUUGUUAUGAUGCACCAUAAACAAUAUCAUUGCAUCUUUUCAGACUAAUCUUACAUGAUAGUUUAACAUAAAGAUCAUAGUGUUGCCAUGGAAUACCAAUAAAGAACAUAUUUUAACAUGGAUAGUCUUACAAACAACUUUGCUAUGAAUUGGGUAUACAUAGGUCAGAGUGGCUCUGGAUCAUCUGGAGAGUGGAGAAAUAAAGUAAUGCUACUUAUCUUGCUGUACACACAUCACAAACAGCUUAACCCGUGUUUUUGCCUGUGCUCUAUCACUCUCCUGUUUAGCUUUCUUCUGCUCUGACGUCCUUUUUCUAAAAGUCCAGCUCCAGUGUCCAACAUUACUAUAAAAUUAUUCUAAGAAAUCCCUCUCAGCAGAGAAAAACACAGAUGUCUCUUCUCACUACUAAACUUUGCCAGCCCACGAGGUGUUGUCAUAGUGACCAAGUGCCAUAAAUCAAUCCAUCCAACCAAAUCAGAAAGCUGUGAAAUAGCAUUUGGAAAUAACCUUCACUGUCGCUUAUAAUAUUAUUCUAAGUUGUGAAUUAUAAUCAGGCAUAUAUCGCAAAGUGACACUUUUUUAAGACUGCUUAGAAAGUCCUCACAGCCCCUUAAAAAUUGUUACACAUUAAUCUUAGACAUAUUAACAAAAAAUACAACAGCUGAUGUGACUUACCAAAAAAGUACUUCUGACAAGGGCAAAGACUGUUGGGACAAAACAGAUAAAUAUUAUAAAUUAGAGCAUUUUUUAGAGAGGGCAAAGAAAAUUCCCAUAAAUAUUUUGAUCCUUCGGAAAGAUGCAAAGGGCUGCAUCAUAUGUGUCAAAUAUGGGCUUGGCAUCAUCACAGACAAACAGCAUCAUGUUAUAAUUGACACCAAUUCAAGUUCUCACAUAACUCAGCAUAAAAGAGGCUCUCCUACAGGGUAAAAGCUACGCUGAAUAAAAUAAAAUGAACUGCAAAAAAAUGAUCAAACUCAGAGAAUAAAACCUAUGUCACAAGAAUGUUACAGUAGAUUUAAAGACAUCUAUGUCAUCAAAAGUUUAGAUAAACCACGUAAGGUGCACCAAUGGACUUCUAACUACUUCAGUAAUGUUUGUAAUGAGAUAUUUCCCUCUGAAAAAAACAACAAAGGGCAACUAUUUCUAGCAUAAGAGAGAAACAACUCCUUGUGUCAUCAAAAAGUGAUGCAUUGAAAAAUGUCUGCAGUCAAACAAGGGCCCUCUAUCGAUUUUGCCUAAUCUGGUGCAGAUCUGUAUGCAGAUCUGUAUGCAGAAUCAAGCUUAUUAUAAUAUUUACAUGUGAUUUAUGAAACAUACUUACAUAUCUGAUCAGGUAUUGACAAAUAUUGCAGUUAAGAACUAGAAAAGCACUCGGAGAGCGCAUACCUCCGCCAUGCCGUGUGUCUGUUUGUUUGUCUGUCCGUGUGUGUGUGUGUGUGUGUGUGUGUGUGUGUGUGUGUGUGUGUGUGUGUGUGUGUGUGUGUGUUUGUCUGUUAACAGCAUAACUCAAAAAGUCAUGGACGGAUUUUCACCAAAUUUUUACAGGAUGUCCGGAAGAGCAAAAGUAACAAUCGAUUAGAUUUUGGAGGUGAUCCGGAUCACCGUCUGGAUCCAGGAUUUUUUUGAAGGUCGAAGGACAAUUGAGAGAUGGCCGCCAGGCCAUCUCUCAAUUGUCCUUCGACCUUCAAAAAAAAAAAAAAAACCUGGAUCCUCAUUCAUCAACUCUUCAAAGUACUCUUUCCAUCUUCCCAUCACACUAUUGGCAUCUGUCAACACACUUCCAUCCUUAUCCUUUAUCACCCUAACCUGCUGCACGUCCUUCCCAUCUCUGUCUCUCUGCCUUGCCAACCUAUACAGAUCAGUCUCUCCCUCCUUACUGUCCAACCUAGAAUACAAGUCAUCAUAAGCCCCUUGUUUGGCCUUUGCCACCUCUACUUUCACCUUAAGCUGCAUCUCCCUGUACUCCUGUCUACUCUCUUCAGUCCUCUCAGUGUCCCACUUCUUCUUAGCUAACCUCUUUCUCUGGAUCCACUCCUGCACCUCCUCAUUCCACCACCAAGUCUCCUUAUCUCCUUUCCUUCCAGAUGACACACCAAGUACUCUCCGACCUGUCUCCCUGAUCACAUUUGCUGUAGUUGUCCAGUCAUCUGGAAGCACCUCCUGACCAUCCAAAAGCCUGUCUCAACUCUUUCCUGAAAGUCAUACAACACUCUUCCUUUUUCAGCUUCCACCAUUUGGUCCUCUGCUCUGCCUUUGCCCUCUUCAUCUUCUUCACCACCAGGGUCAUCAUACACACCACCAUCCUAUGCUGUCUGGCUACACUCUCAUCUACCACUACUUUUCAGUCACUGAUCUUCAGAUUACACCGUCUACACAAGAUGUAGUCUACCUGUGUGCUCCUAUCUCCACUCUUAUAGGUCACCCUAUGUUCCUGCCUCUUCUGGAAGAAAGUAUUCACUAUAGCCAUUUCCAUCCUUUUUGCAAAGUCAACCACCAUCUGUCCUUCUGCGUUCCUCUCCUGGAUACCAAACCUGUCCAUGACCUCCUCAUCAUCUCUGUUUCCUGCACCAACAUGUCCAUUGAAGUCUGCACCAAUGACAACUCUCUCACUUCUAGGGAUACUCUGCAUCACUUCAUCAAGGUCCAACCAGAAUUUCUCCUUCUCCUCCAGCUCACAUCCUACCUGUGGAGCAUACCCACUAACAACAUUGAACAUCACACCUUCGAUUUCUAGCUUCAGGCUCACCACUCGAUCUGACACUCUUUUUACCUCCAGGACAUUCCUAACAAACUCCUCCUUCAAGAUAACUCCUACUCCAUUUCUCUUCCUAUCUACACCACGAUAGAACAACUUGAACCCUGCUCCUAAACUUCUAGCUUUACUACCUUUCCACCUGGUCUCCUGGAUACACAGUAUGUCCACCUUCCUCGUCUGCAUCAUGUCAACCAGCUCUCUACCUUUUCCUGUCAUAGUUCCAACAUUCAAAGUCCCUACUCUCAGUCCUAGACUCUUGGUGUUCCUCUUCUCUCUCUUCCUAUGAACACACCUUCCUUCCCUCCUUCUUCGACCAACAGUCGUCCAUUUUCCACCGGCACCCUGUAGGUCGACAGCACCGAUGGCGGUCGUUGUUAACCCGGGCCUCAACCGAUCCGGUAUGGAAGUCAUACAUUUGAUUCGCAUGUUUGAUUUGGCCAAAGUUUUACGUCGGAUGUCCUUCCUGACACAACCCUCUGUAUUUAUCCGUGCUUGGGACCGGCAGAAUAAGACACUGGCUUGUGUCCCCUUGCGGCUACAUGGUUCAGCUGGUCAUAUUUAAGAUAUACAGGGACACAUUAUGGGGAAAAAAGACUUCUGUGCUGCAGACUAAAAAGAUACCAACAGAGGAUGAAAGAAAUGAAGCUGUUAUUUGGCAGACUGAAAAAUGGUGCAAGUUAGUUAGCUCACAUACAAUCUAACUCUGAAUGAUGUUUCAAAACACAGACUCUAGUAGUGGGCAAAACUCAAUUAUAAUCUUCUGACAAGUUAACAAAAAAAAAGAGACAAAAAUUAGUAGUGUUUUGAGAUAAAAUCUCUACCACAAAAUUGCAACAGGUUGAUUUAAGGUCUUAAGUAUGGGGUUAUGGCAAUUUUUUUAUAAGGAGUUAUUUUAUGAAUAAAUAAAAAUUUCAAACCCAAACUUUUAAUAUUGUCAGUAACAAUUUUAAACUUUUAAACAGGCUACAGUCAAUCUUAAUCUUUUCUUAAAAUAGUAACAGCUACAUAACAAGGGAAAACACCACACUUUGUUUACAUAAUAAUCUUGCAUUAUGUUCCCAAACAAAAUUCAAGCAUUGACAUAACUUACAGCUACUAAUAAGCAAUGAUCUCCGGAGGAUCAGACGAAUCUGUUGAGUAUAAAACAAAAUAUUACUCCAUGUGGUUAGAUUAUCAUAGUGUUAUUCUCACUAGCACACAUUUCUCAACAAAAUAAAGGCCAAUUUCUGAUUUCACUAUCAACAAUCUGAUAUUUUUUUAACAGGCUAUGUGCAAAAGUAUAGUUAAGGAAACAUCCCAGAAGUCAAUCAUGCAUUACCAUCUUUUCAUUUCAUUUUUGCUGAGUAUUUUUUCAACUCUUUACUGAGUAAAGAGUUGAAAAAAUUGACAGGUCAGUUGACUAUUUUGGAUGAAGACAAAAACUCAUUCACUAGUUGAUCUUUAGACAGAUCACAGCCAUAAAUAUACACACAUUUAAUUCAAAGAAAAAUGUGGCAAAAAUUGCAUUUCUGAUGCAUCUAUCUACUGUACGAAUUUACAAAUAUGCCACUUACAUAAAUUUUAAAAAUGCACUUGUCAGGUGAGUCAAUUAUAGGAAUUUGAAAACACCUGCACACAAAUCUGGGAAAAUUCACACACUAUUGAUGUGUGUGAUGGCAAUCAUUGUGAGUCUGUGUAUCACCUACAAUGAAAUUACAUCUGAAAUAAAACUUUCAAGACUUAGAGGGUACUAAUAUGAAACUGUAGAUUUCAAAUCCAUUUCUCUGAGACACUAAAAAAAAUAUGACGCACCUAUACAAAAUCAUCUUUAAAAAAUUUAAUGUUUCACAUGUAGGUUACCUUGAUUCUGGAUGUGCACCUCUUCGCAUCCACUUCAGCCUUAAAGAAAAACAAAUACAAGAUUAAAUCAAAACGGGCAGAUAUGAUUAACUUAACCAAUACUAAAUAUCCUAAAAAUGUCUUUAUUCCCAACUCACCAAUGUGGUGUUAUAAAUGACCAAAACAGAGUAUUUGCGAUUUUAAAAGGUUAUCUGGCAAAACAAUCAAAACGUCAAAGCAUAUGAGGCGCGCACUACGGCUGUCAGUUUUCCUCAAACUCGAACAGUUUUCAAACAUACACGCCCCCACCCCAGCAAAGAGCAGACCAUGCCGAGAAAAACGCUGUCACACGGGUUAAACUCUUGAUGAAGCACCGCUGCACUCGGCUGUACACCGUGGACGAAAGUCGACGGAUGAGCCCGCAGAUUUGAUGGAGGGCACUGAGUAAACUUCUUGACACAUAACCGACACAUAGCCCAGUCUUUGAAUUUAAGUUUGCCAUCAGUUUACAACCACCUACCACACAGCGUUCCUCAGGUGUUUCAGUGCUGUUAAUCAUAGACAUAUAUAUGUCUGUAAUGUUUGUGAGAUUAAUAAAGUCUAUCUUAUCUUAUCUUAAUGCCUGCUCGGACUGCAAACUCUUUGUUUACUGAGGUCAAGAGGGGCUGAGGGUCAAGCUGCGCAGACAGCGCCCUCUGUCGGAUGAAACUGUACACUGCUCCGGGCGCCCUGAUGUGCCGCUACACUCUACAUUUUACACUCAAAUAUGUAUUUACUAUUCGGUUACAGAUAUAUAUCCCCAUAUCCAAACGGUCAUUCUAAUAGCGAAUAUCAGGUGACAGCCAUAGCGCCCAGAGGUCUGCCCCCCCACACAUACACCACCCCCACCCCGCCUGCCGAGGAAAUGCACGUCGACUCACCGCUGUUCAUGUCUUAACUGGCGGCUGGACUCAGAACGAAACGGCGUAAUAGUGCAGGCGAAGUUAAAAAAAAUGAUACGACAAUACAGCCACAGUAACAGAAAACACUUACUGAGGGUACUGUGCAUAUAUGUGUAUAUAUAAUAGUGUUUCCUGUCCUAUAUGACCGACGCCGAAAUUGCCGCCUGACUGGUCCGCGUCCAAAAAACAAAACAAAAACGGAAAGCACCAAGCCACCGGAGCUGUCAUUUUUAACUCUGCGGGUCCGCCGGCUGCUCAACCCCGGUCUCCCCUGCUAGCUGGUCGGCUAACACCUGCCGCCGCUCGUCUGCCCGGGACAAACCGCGGCCCCCCGUUGGCCCUUGCCUACACACCCCACCGCCUCACAGCCAUUUCAACCCAGGGGAAACACUGUAUAUAAGAUAUAUAACAUAUGAUAAGCAUGCUUACCAGAUGAGGACGCACAGUAUGAAGAUUAAAAACACGCUUAACACAAAUUCCAUUGACUGACAGAGAUAGUUAGAGGCUAAACUUGGCAUUGUUCACAGCUUAAACACGAUGAUGUUAAAGGAAAAUGGCGGACUGCGCGGCGUGGGACGGUGAACUAACACUACGGCUUACAUUUGAAACUUUCUACAAAUAUUUAGCAUUAAUGAAUAAACUUUCGGUAGUUAAAACACAACCAUUUAACACAAUCAUUAUUAAAUUAAAUUAAGCAAAGCAGCUUUUUCAUACUUCCAAAUUACUCCACGUGCAGUCUCCAUCCAGCAGACAAGUAGCCAUUAGACUUUCAGAAAAACGUCAGUUUGAAGAGAGCGUCAUGACGUCACUGUACGUCUCCUUAUGUACUCGAAAGUAAUAAUUAAAUUGGCUGUGUAAACUUACAAAUGCUGGGUCAAGGAAACUUAAAACUGUAUAAGGGGUUCAGAGAAAGAAAAUAUAUUGAGUUCUGCUAACUAGAUAACACAUUUUAAGUACAGUGUAAUCACUCUUUAUAAGUCAGCAGUACUGUUCGGGUUUACAGUGUACAAUACCUUUAGCAGACUUUAACAGUCAGCUCACCUGUAUUUGCCUCCUUGCUGCUGGACCUUUCUCCUUUUUAAGGUGCCUUCAACGUACCGUAUGAUGGCAAUAGCAUUCAUACUUCAAGAUUUCCGCCCUUUUUUGGGAAGUUGGUUAACAUCUCAUUUGCCAGUGGCAGAGUACCAUGUACAUUUGAAAAUGUGACAACUGUUGUUACACAGUGGCUAAGAUUUUUACUUUUGAUCAUGUCUGCUUUCUAAGGAAGCAUUUUCUUCUGUUAUGGACAUCUCUAAUGUUCAGUUAGUUUGACAUGACAUUACAGUUACUUUCUUAAGUUUAACAGCUGUCUGCAACAGAUGGAGCACAGGAAGUGACACGCGAGUGCACAGAUCAGAAAAGUUCAUCAAAUCCAUUUCUUCUUAAAUCAAUUUGCCUAAUAUAAACAGAAUAUAACUCUAGUGUGUAUUCAGUUCUACCAUCGUGCUGACAGCUUUGUUUCUACCAUACAAUAGAGAGCUACCAUCUCAGGAUGUAAAAUAUUCUAAUAAAGUACAUUCUUACAAAAAUAUACUAAUAGCAAGUGCUUAAGAAUACAAAAAAUGGAUGCUAAAAUUUACACUUUGCUGAAACAACCACAAAUCAGCUCAUUUAAACUUCACUGGUUUUGUAUUUCAAAACGAUAUUGUUGUGGUCAUUGAUUCCUCGUAUGCUUUUUUGUCUCCUUUACUGGGCGUUGCAGAUUCACAUGGAUAUUUUACCUGCUUUAUCAGUCUUCUGAUUUUUGACAUGAAUUUAAUUUAGUUGAGUUUUCCUUAUCUCUAAUGCACUGAACUGUAUAUUCAAAAUAAAGUGUAAAGUGUGUGCGGAAGAAGGUUGUGUCACUUAGAUAAUAUAAGCAGGGGUUGCUGGUUGAAGGGUUUCAGUCCAAAAAAAACAACAUCUCGUCUGCCAUCUCUUUUUCUGCUGUGUCAUAAGAAACUUCAUCCUGUGUUUCUUUAGAUGUUGGAAUGGAAAUAUGAUCACGUAUAGAGAACACUUUUAGAUAUAUAACUUUUAUACGCUAAAACUAUUUUUUAUGACUGAAUAAAAAUACCUUCAUUUGAAACAUGCAUGGCUUAUGUUUUGUACACAUAUACACAUGUAUACUAUCCAGUACAUGAUGUUAAGUAAAUCCUUGUGUUUGUCUUGAUCAAUGGAAAAAAAUUUAUUCUAGAAAAUUUCAUCCUCAUUAAGAGUAUAAUCAUAUACUUUUUACAGAGUAAAAAGAGCAGUGCUUCCCAAAUGACUGGAGCUUACAGUUACAGGUGUCUUUAUACCACAGUCACCUGUUGUGCAUCCACUGCACUCUUUUAAUUGUGUAACUUAUUGCAUCUAUGUUGGUUUCGCUGAAUCACUUUCACUCCUUGAUGCCCAUUGUCACAAAUUUGCAACAUAUCACUUUCAUUCAGGCUGCAGCCAAGAUAGCGUAUCCAUUCCCUCAAUGCCGGUUUUUGCACAUUCAAUACGUACCUCAGAACCUUUUGCAAGCACUGGUUUCUCAUAGGACCAGCCGGAGUGGGACCUAAUUAUUAUAUAUCUGUUGUUAUUGUUAUAUAUCUAUGUAUCUAUGUUCUAUGUGUAAUAGAUAAAUGAACAAUCUCCACUUAUUUUAGCAUCACCUGGAAAGCAAAAACACACAAAAAAUGUUUUUUUGUUUAAUUGUAAAUAAAUUCAGGCGUCAAGAGGUUUUAAAGGGAGUAAAUACACAUGCAGUAACUUAUUUUACAUGUUAUAUUGGAAUUUAUUGACAUUGCUUUGUUGAAGUCUGUUUUCACUUUGACAUUAAAGAGUCUUUACUUGGA